Molecule: messenger RNA, 3365 nt
Organism: Pogona vitticeps (central bearded dragon)
Lineage: Eukaryota; Metazoa; Chordata; Lepidosauria; Squamata; Agamidae
Source: RefSeq, a predicted model, not a curated record
GAGCAGAGCACGGGGUCAGACACUGAAGUGCUGGCGGAGAGAACCUCCUGCUCCUUCGGCUCCCAUUCAGACCUCACGUCCGGCGGCUCAGUCUCUCAGCAACCUCCUGCCUCAUCCAUGGAGGACAUCCAGGUGGAGUUGCAGUGUGCUGAUCUCUGGAAGAGGUUCCACGAUAUCGGCACAGAAAUGAUCAUCACUAAAGCAGGCAGAAGGAUGUUUCCUGCUAUGAGAGUGAAGAUUACAGGGUUGGACCCCCACCAACAGUAUUACAUAGCCAUGGACAUUGUGCCUGUGGACAAUAAGAGAUACAGGUAUGUGUAUCACAGCUCCAAGUGGAUGGUCGCAGGGAAUGCCGACUCCCCUGUACCUCCAAGGGUUUACAUCCACCCUGACUCACUGGCGUCUGGAGACACCUGGAUGCGGCAAGUCGUCAGUUUUGAUAAACUCAAACUGACCAACAAUGAACUAGAUGACCAAGGCCAUAUAAUUCUGCACUCAAUGCACAAGUACCAACCACGAGUGCAUGUUAUCCGCAAAGAUUACAGCAGCGACCUGUCUCCCACAAAGCCAGUCCCCACAGGUGAUGGGGUGAAAACCUUCAGCUUUCCAGAGACUGUCUUCACCACAGUCACUGCUUAUCAAAACCAGCAGAUCACCAGAUUAAAAAUUGACCGGAAUCCAUUUGCAAAAGGAUUCAGGGAUUCUGGAAGAAACAGAACUGGCCUGGAGGCCAUUAUGGAAACAUAUGCCUUCUGGAGGCCCCCCGUGCGCACGCUCACCUUUGAAGAUUUCACCACCAUGCAAAAACAGCAAGGGGGCAGCACAGGGACUUCCCCAACAACGUCGAGCACAGGGACUCCCUCACCCUCUGCAUCUUCUCAUCUUCUUUCUCCAUCCUGUUCACCACCAGCCUUUCAUUUGGCCCCCAAUUCUUUCAAUGUUGGCUGUCGGGAGAGCCAACUCUGUAACCUUAACCUCUCCGAUUAUCCUCCUUGUGCAAGAAGCAACAUGGCUGCCCUGCAGAGCUACCCUGGGUUGAGUGACAGUGGGUACAAUCGCCUCCAGAGCAGUGCUACCUCUGCCACUCAGCCCCCUGAAAACUUCAUGCCUCAGCGGACUCCAUCCUUGAUCUCAGGAAUGCCUGCUCCUUCUUCACUGCCUAGCAACAGCAAGAUGGAUGCCUACGGUGGCCAGCUGGGAUCAUUCCCAACUUCUCAGCUCCAAUAUGUCAUGCAAGCAGGCAACCCUGCCUCCAGCUCUUCUUCUUCACCUAUGUUUAGUGGUGGCCACAUGCAACAGAGUUCCUACAAUGCAUUUUCCCUUCACAACCCUUACAACUUGUAUGGAUACAAUUUCCCAGCAUCUCCCAGGUUGGCCGGAAGCCCUGAGAAACUGGCCACCACUCAAAGCACUUUACUUUGCUCUUCGCCUUCCAAUGGAGCAUUUGGAGAAAGGCAGUAUCUUUCAGCGGGGAUGGAUCACGGGAUGCAUGUCAUUAGUCCUCCCGGCAACAACCAGCCAACAGCCAAUGCCUGCGAGAAUAGACAGUAUGGGGCUGUCCCGGGGCCCUCCUCACAAAUGUCCGUGCACAUGGUUUAAUUGGUGCCUUGGAGUCAUCAUCUCGGUCCGCAAUGAGCAAGAAUCUCCUUAUUUCUAUAGGUGAUCUCAUCUCUCUUGCUUUUCGACAUAAAAGAGGACUUGUAUUGGAAUGAAAAGUGAAAAUGCAAGCCAUCUCUAGCUGCACUCCAAAGAACCAGACAGCUGCAGACUGAAAUAAAAAAAAGUAUUGUGUAACUGAACAGCUUCUGCUCCCAAUGGAUUGCUUUAAACAGAGGAAAUGGCAUUGUUUGCAGUAAAUGGGGCGGGGUUGGGGGGUUGGGGUUGGGGAGUGAGAGAGACUUAUAUAGUAUAUGCAAUAACCAUCUGAGCUUAAGUGUGAACUAUUUACAAUAGAGGAAGGCCAGUGUGUGUGCUGUUCUUUCCCUUUUUCCCAGAUGCAAGCAACGCUUCCUGAAGACCUCAUCUUAAUAAAGCUGCACUGCCCAUAAGAGGUCAUUGCUUUAACAUCUUCAUCUUUCCCUGAUUUGUCAUCUACAAGCUGUUAAUUCAGAUUUAUGGCCUUCCCUCACCCAGUAUAGUCAAAAAGAGAAAGGACCUUGUAUCAGAACUAAAAAUUUCACUUUCUUGAGAUGUUUUUGUUUUCUUGCCUUUGAGUGCCUUGUUACUCUUCUCGGAGAACAAUAAAUGUGUCCAUACAAAAGCCUGCCUGGUUGGAAGCAGCGGGGGUGGGAAGGGUAACCAUCUUUUUCUGUAACGAUGCAAGCAAAACACUUUGGUAGCAUGCUUUGUAAGAAGAGGCAGAGUCUCUCCUGUGUGUAGGAUUUUAUUUUGAAAAUGCUGUGUUUUAAGAGAAAAUAAUGGUAUUAGAAACAGCAAGCAAUGCUCAAAACAUGUACCAUCCACAGGAGUCAGUUGUAAAGGAGGGGCAUCACCAGAAGGAGAUCAUAGCAAAUGGUGACCAGAUAUUCUGAGUAUACAUCCAAAAUCUAAUUAAUUUGCAAGCAGGACCGGCCUUAGAUGAGUAGACAGCAUCCUGGAUGAGGAGCAGCUUCAGCUUCUCCUGCUGUCAGCUUUAGGAGCCCCUAGCAGGUGUGAUCCUGGGACCCCCUGCUGCUCUCCUGCCCAAGGACCUACAUGUGUAUGUUCUCCACUGAUACAUAGCAAACGACAAAUGACUUUAAGCUGGAAAUAAAACAAGAAAUGCAUUGUAAACCUAAUUGAAGGAAGAUCAUUUUUUUGGAAUUAGCGCCAAAACGAAUUGAAAAAAGGUCACAGAGAUCUGCUUUUUGCUACCUAGCCAACUCUAGAUAGUAGACUGAAAAUACAUCUUUAAUUUCAUUGAGGACAACUGCCCCCACUCUCAGCUUAACAUCCCAGGUAACUGUAGAGCUCUCCCACAUCAAGGUGGGCCUUACUUGCGAAUACCAAAGAAAACAUUCACUGUUAGGUCAGGGACAAUCAUUAUAACCCAUCUAGCUUGUUGUUUUGGCCUGUUCUGUUUUAUUUUUUCUUCAACUCUUGUAAAAAAAUAGGCAAACAAGUGAUGCUCAAGCUAAGAAGUUUUAAGAUGUGUGAAAAGCCAAAUACCAAAUAACACAAUACAGAAGCUACAAUAUAGAGAUUUUGUUUUGAUGUGUUGUAGAUAAAUGUAUUUAUGUCCCUAGUGUGCGUGGGAGGGAAGGGAAUUCAGUAUUAUGGAUAUUAAAAAAGGGAAAUGAAUGGGUAUGUGAAAUAUAUAUUAAGAAAGAAAUUGUAUGAAGAUUUACCCUAUGAGGGGAACUCUUGUUUUUAGGUGAAAAGCACAG